Molecule: messenger RNA, 2955 nt
Organism: Vigna umbellata (rice bean)
Lineage: Eukaryota; Viridiplantae; Streptophyta; Magnoliopsida; Fabales; Fabaceae
Source: RefSeq, a predicted model, not a curated record
AUUUGAAAGAAAAUCAAGUCUGGUGUAACAGUUAGUUUCAACUUUCAAUCUCCAAUUUAAAAGAAAAAGUUAAUUUGUAUGGUCUGUCUCCAGGAGAAGGAAAAUGAGAUACUUUCCCUAUCACCAAAAAGCAAAGGCACAAAAAAAAGUUAGUUGAAGUCCCAAUUUUCCAAUUUGAUUUUCCUCUGCAGAUUCAAUUCAUAGUUGAGCUCUCUCUAUCGAUUCAUUUGUUGCAUUUUCCGAGCUGAUUAGCUUUUGUUUUAUAUUAUAGCUCGUUGGUUGGGUGCACCAAAUCCUUAGCUUGAGAUUGAUUGCUGUGUUUGUUGGCAAUGGAAUGUGCCCCCAAUUCGUGAAGUUUGGUUUUUGAAGUGGUGCUGUUGUGGAGAUCCGGGAGUUGUUUCGUCUCUUAUGCCCCAUGAGGAGUUUCUUCCCUGCAGAAUCCUGUAAAGAGACGCAUCCAAAUGCUUUGAAUCCUCAGUCUUGGCUUCAAAUUGAAAGAGGGAAACUUCCCAAGUUGUCAUCGUACCCUUCCUCUGCCUCAAUAGAAUCUCUGGUCAAGGUCCCUCAGCCAGCUGUACGGCCUUUCUAUAAGCCUGCUGAUUAUGUGGAAGUUUUGGCGCAAAUCCAUGAAGAGCUCGAGUCUUGUCCUCCACAAGAGCGGUCGAAUCUGUUUUUGUUACAAUACCAGGUCUUUAGGGGCCUUGGGGAAGUUAAACUGAUGCGUAGAAGCCUUCAGGGAGCUUGGCAGAAAGCCAACACUGUUCAUGAGAAGAUUAUAUUUGGGGCAUGGUUGAAAUAUGAGAAGCAAGAGGAAGAACUAAUAGCCGACUUGCUUGCCAAUUGUGGUAAAUGUGCGAAGGAGUUUGCACCUGUAGAUAUAGCAUCUCAUCUUCCAUUUGAUGUAAAUGUAAGUUCUGUGGGGAGAAUGACCAAUGAGAACUGCAUUUCUCAAAAUGUUACUUUUACAAUUGGUGAUGAAGAGAUAGUUUGUGAUAGACAAAAAAUUUCUGAACUUUCGGCACCAUUUAAUGCUAUGCUAAAGGGGUAUUUCAGCGAAUCACGUGCUGAGACUAUAGAUUUGUCUGAAAAUAAUAUCUCUCCAUUUGGUAUGAAGGCAAUAAGUAUUUUCAGUUUGACUGGCGGUUUGAUUGAGGUCCCCCCAAAUCUUUUAUUGGAGAUAUUAGCUUUUGCAAAUAAGUAUUGUUGUGAAAGACUUAAAGAUGCUUGUGAUAGAAGACUUGCAUCCUUGGUUUCCUCCAAAGAAGAUGCUGUAGAGCUCAUGGAAUAUGCUCUUGAUGAGAAUUCAACUGUACUUGCUGCAUCCUGUUUACAAGUACUUUUGCGUGAUCUUCCAAACUGUUUGAAUGACAGUCGGGUAGUAGAGAUAUUUGUUCAUGCUAAUAAGCAGCAGCUAGCAGUAAUGGUUGGGCCAGGUAUAUUUGCACUUUUCUGUUUCUUAAGUGAAGUUUCUAUGAACCUUAAUUCUAGUUCCGACAAAACAGUUCAUAUCCUGGAACGGUUAGUUGAGUUUGCUGAGAAUGACAAACAGAGAAUCCUGGCUUUACAUCAAUUGGGAUGUGUAAGACUCUUACGGAAAGAAUAUGAUGAAGCACGUCUUCUUUUUGAAGGGGCCGUAAACGCAGGCCAUAUAUAUUCUGUGGCAGGUUUAGCUAGGCUUGACUUUAUAAAGGGCGACAAGUUUUUAUCUUAUGAGCUGCUGAGCUCGGUCAUUUCAUCUGUUACUCCACUUGGAUGGAUGUAUCAGGAAAGGUCAUUAUACUGUGACAGUGACAAAAGGUGGGAUGACCUUGAGAAAGCAAGUAAUUUGGAUCCUACACUUGCAUAUCCUUACAUGUACAGGGCUGCCUCUUUGAUGAGUACGCAGAAUGCUCAAGCUGCACUAGCAGAAAUCAAUAGGAUUCUUGGGUUCAAACUUUCACUAGAAUGCUUAGAAAUACGAUUUUUUACCCAUCUGACUCUUGAGGACUACAAAGCAGCUCUAUGUGAUGUUCAAACAAUUCUUACUUUACGUUCAGAUUAUAGAAUGUUUGAGGGACGUGUUGCUGCAUCCCAACUCUGCACACUUGUGCGUGAGCAUGUUGAACGUUGGACAACUGCUGAUUGUUGGGCUCGGUUAUAUGACUGUUGGUCUGCAGUUGAUGAUAUUGGGUCUCUGUCUGUUAUAUACCAGAUGCUUGAAUCUGAUGCGGCAAAAGGUAUUCUGUACUUCAGACAGUCAUUGCUUCUCCUCAGGUUGAACUGUCCUGAGGCUGCUAUGCGGAGUUUACAGUUAGCUCAGCAACAUGCAUCAAGCGAGCAUGAACGACUUGUAUAUGAGGGGUGGAUCUUAUAUGAUACAGGUCAUUAUGAGGAAGGACUCCAGAAAGCAGAGGAGUCUAUUAGUAUCAAAAGAUCUUUUGAGGCAUUUUUCCUGAAGGCCUAUGCAUUGGCUGACUCUAGCGUAGAUCCAUCAUGCUCACCGAUUGUUAUCUCACUUCUGGAAGAUGCCUUGAAGUGUCCUUCAGAUAAUCUGCGCAAAGGUCAGGUAUGGUUCUAUUGUACCACUUCUACAAAAUUAUUUCACUAGUUAGAAACUAUGAAGAGAAAUGGAAAAUUAUUAGAAACGAAUGAGAAAAAUGAACAAAUUUGUUGAGUAAUUGAGAACAGGAGAGAGGUGGUCUCUUGGAGGCUUUCCCCUUCAUAAAUGGUUUCUCCUUUAACACACAAAUUGUCAUAUUUACUUGACGAAUCCCUCUAAUCUGAUUUUAGCAACAACCACUUCUAACUAACUAAUGGACUAAUUGGCUAUCAAUUGCCCGUAUGCAGUCCUCUUUAUACAUUCUAGCAAUACAUCCCAAUUUACAUUUGUUUGCUAAAAGACUUCCAAUGGACUUAACUAUCAACUGACUCCCACUUUGGCUAUGUACUAACACUACUUUCUCUGCAUUUUGUGUU